Molecule: messenger RNA, 1731 nt
Organism: Suillus clintonianus
Lineage: Eukaryota; Fungi; Basidiomycota; Agaricomycetes; Boletales; Suillaceae
Exons: 3
Coding region: 1-1731 (576 amino acids)
Cellular component (GO): nucleus
Source: RefSeq, a predicted model, not a curated record
AUGGCCACUACUUCCCAACCUAUCGCUUUCCAGUCUCCUAAUCAUCCAGAUUUCCACAUGUCAUCUGGUUCAUUCACUGGUAACAACAACUCCAGGCCUUACUUUCUAGGUUCUCCAAUAUCGUGGCGUGCUGGCUCAUUUGGAAGCCGUUUCUACCCUGGUUGCUCCCCUGGUCAACUCCUGGGUCCACUAGAUCCUAACGAGUUCAAGUGUGCCAAGUUGUCGUCAUCUAUCGACAGCGACUGUGGCUCGAUAUUCAACGCUCUCAGUGCCUUCGACAAGGAGGACGAAUUGUGUCGCAACUAUACCUGCUGUGGCCUACAGCUAGAUGACCUACAUGCUCUGCUACAGCAUUUCGAGGAGGUCCACGUUGUCGUGCUUGACCCGUUCGGUCACCCUCAGUUCCCCGUUGUCCCUCCUCUACCCCAGUCUAUUCGUAACGCAACUGCGUCCUACUUCUCAGACCUUCAACAGCAGCCCUCAUCUUACAACCAAGGUGGCUUCGACCCUGAUGACAUGGAACUCGAUGUUGAUCAGGGCUGUAUGUCAAACGCGCCAACGCCCCCUGACACUCCCCUCAGCACCCCACUGUCGUCACAUCCUACUCAUUCGUUUAACCACUUUGGUCAGUCGAAACCUGCCUCCCCGCAUCUUCCCGUGUCGGCAUUUGAUACGACAACGGUGCUCCCUUCCCGCUCCAUUCACGGCUCAGCGUUCCCACCAUCCCGAAACGGUCUUCCAAAUGUGGCAAAUGCCCCCGACGCAUUCAAUGGUUACGCUGGCUACUCCGACUACUCAUCCUUAAUGCCCGGCACUGUUCCUUCCCCACCCGCCAGCGACGAUGUUCACGCACCUGUCACACCUGUCAGCGAUCCGGGUAGUCCCUACGGCUGUCUUCCUCCGGCCGUGGUUUUCUCCACGAGCAAUACUCCUGUCAAUACCCCUUCAGCCUCUCGCGUUCCGUCUCCAGCAAGCGCCUCGCGCCACCCCGCGCCCUCCGCGGCUACCCCUUAUUCCUCGGCAUCCACGGAUUCCCCUGCUUCUUCCAUCACAUCACAACAAGUCAGUCAACGUGCCAGUACCACGCUCUCUCGCCCUGCAUCAUCGUUACUAUUAUCGAAGCCUUUCCGCUGCCCGAAGCCGAAUUGCAAUAAGAGUUACAAGCAAGCCAAUGGGCUCAAGUAUCACAUGACUCACGGCAGCUGUAACUUUGCGCCACCCAAGGACCUCGAGCAAGUACAGGCACUGCUGGCUAGCAAGCGGUCCGCCCGGGAGGCUGCUGGGGAUGAUCAGGGCAUUACAGAGGGUGACAUGCGCGAAGUCGAACGGGAGGCAGAGCGCAGGCUCCGGCCCUUUGCCUGCGGUGUUAGCGAUUGCCAGCGCCGAUACAAGAACAUGAACGGCUUGCGGUAUCACUACCAGCACUCGGGUGAUCACGGUGCAAUUGGCUUAUCUCUCCUUGCCAGUGGACAGCACGAAUGUCUACAGCACGCCCAUGGACGGAGUAGCAAUGCAAGCUCACGGCAUUCAACACCAGUGACGAGUGGAACCUCGACCCCAGUGAGCGGACACUUGACACCGUCGUAUGCCCAACAAUAUCAGCAGCAGAUGUUUUACUCGUCCGCACAACAGCAGUACUUGCGCCAGCAGCAGGCUCUGCAAGCACAAGUUCAAAUCAGCUAUCCUGUCGUUUCGGCUGAAGCUGUCCCUGUCGUCGUUGCUCAACACUGA